Lindgomyces ingoldianus is the source of this 753-nucleotide messenger RNA. RefSeq lists its product as uncharacterized. The record is from RefSeq and is a predicted model, not a curated record. Lineage: Eukaryota; Fungi; Ascomycota; Dothideomycetes; Pleosporales; Lindgomycetaceae. Bases 1 to 753 code for a protein of 250 amino acids. The transcript is spliced from 4 exons.
AUGAAUUUCGUUCUUGUCUCCAAGGAGAUGCAGGGCAAAUUUGUCGGAAAAGCGAUAGUCAUCACCGGGGCAACUUCCGGAAUUGGUGUUGAGACUGCACGAGCAUUGUCUACUACAGGCGCCACCUUGUUCUUGGCUGCCUGCGACUUGAAGAAGGCUGAGACCGCUCCCGUUGGAAUUCUGGAACUAGGUCGUGGUUCGCUGCAUCGAGCCGCCGCGACAACUACCCUCGCGAAAUCAGACAAUAGGGUCAAUACACUCGCCAAAAACGCUGCUUGCCAGGUCGACGUUCACUCCAGAGUUGUCAUCGUCGUGUCACCAGCCUAUCACGCUCGGAACCUUUGCGAAAGUGACAAGUAUCAUUUCCAAAAGGGAGGAUAUCAUUAUAGGCUGGCAUUUGCAAAUUGUAAGCUUGCCAAUGUCUACAUGGCAAACGAAUUGGAUCGUCGCUACGGUCGUAAGUGGCUUAAUGCAACAAUUCUUCACACAGUCUCCAUCAAUACAGACCUGUCCAGGCACUUAGGCAGCGAAUUUGUGGGGCAGAAUAUGAGCGGCAAGAAGAUUCUCGAGAUCUUAACAACUCCUGAGCAUGGAGCUGCUAUAACUGUUCUUGCCAAAGUUGGGAGAGAGUGGGGGAAUAAAGGAGGAAAGCAUCGGGAGAGCUGGGAAGAAGAAAAAGGUGGUGAAGAUGAUAAUGAAGCUUUUGGGGUUGGAUACACUCGUCAGAUUUAUGACCCAAAGAAAGAGGAAUGA